AUGGGAGGUGUCGCGUACCGCAAUGAGCGGCAUCGUCCACUCAUCCGCGUCGACUCGCUCGCCGUGGGGCUACUUUGCUGCACUACGGGCCUCGUUCACGCCCCCUUCGCCUCCCGCUCUCGUCCCUCCCCCAGCUAUCGCGGCGGCGAUAGCCGCGUUCCCUUUACAUACCCUUCUCUUCCCCAAGGCCCCCAGGUUCUUUCCGUUCACCACAUGUCACCCUUUCAUAAGGAUUUUCUUCCUUCUCGCUCUCCCGCGCACGCAUCGCUGCACAAUCCACAUCAUCAUCAUCAGCAGCAGCAGCAGCAGCAGCAUCAGCAGCAGCAUUGUCACCGUCCCCUCGUCGUCAGCCAGUCUCGCGUCGCUAUGGCGCGAGGCGGGCCGCGUUCCGCCCUUCCAUCCGGCCUCGCGGCGGUCCUCGCUGCUCUCACUGCCCUCGCGCUCCUCGCGGAAACCAGCGCUUUAACAUGCGACACGGAUGUGCAGUUCAAAAGCUCAGGUGGAGGACUCUUAGGUGGAUUGUCAUCGUCGCCGCUUUCCAGCGUCAAGGGCGACUCUCUCUGCGACAACGUGAAUCGCGACAAGUUCGCCAAGGGGUCGCAAGUAACGGCGACAAUCGCGUGGGGCUCAAAGAGCCGCAUUAUCAGUUUCGGCAACCCCACGUGCAGCGCCAUCGCGUUCCACUCCGCGCGGGACUGCGCGGGAGGCCCCUACGUCACGUACCUGCGGCCCCCGUCGAUCCCCGACGACACCAAGUGGUGA
Messenger RNA from Closterium sp. Yama58-4, 762 nucleotides. The record is from the annotation of a GenBank genome assembly. Lineage: Eukaryota; Viridiplantae; Streptophyta; Zygnematophyceae; Desmidiales; Closteriaceae.